UACAGGCAUUACUGUUGUCAUAUUUUCGACAUGGCUGAUGACGGUGGUAACUGCGGGCAUCAUACCCCGCCUAGGUGACGACGAAGACUCCGUCUGCAGGACUUAUAGACUCAAUGAUGUACAAUACUUAGAUUGCUCCGAUCGAGGACUUACGGAGCUACCAGAGACAAUUAAUUACGAUGCACAAACAGUUCUGUUAUCAAACAACAACUUUGUAACCUUCCCUGAGGAACUAGAAAACUUUUCAAGCGUCGAAAUAUUAGACAUGUCUGGGAAUCGCUUGACGAAUCCAUUGCCGAGCUAUUUCCACAAAUGGCAGAAUCUUCGUACUCUAAACCUGUCCAAUAACAACUACGACAGGUGGCUGAGCAGCGAUAAUGAGUAUCAUAUUAAGAAACUAGAUUUAUCUAAGAACAAAAUAAGUGAUAUAGAUACGAAAGCGUUCGAAAAAAUGACGAAUUUAUCUUUUCUCGAUUUAUCCGAGAACAGAAUCGAUGACUUACCACCAACCGUCUUCUCCGAUGCUAAGAAUCUUGAUACUGUCAUCCUAUCAAGAAAUUAUUUCUCCGAACUACCAAAUUUUCAAUCACAAUCCUUAAGGACUUUGGAUUUAAGUUACUGUCAAAUCGCAAGAAUAGAUCCUGCAGCACUAACGGGAAUGAGUUCUUUAUUGGCCAUUGAUCUUUGCAUGAACCAAAUUGAAACGGUUCCCGACGGUAUAUCUUCGAACACUCUACAAGAAUUGGACUUAAGCUACAACGAAAUAAGUGAUAUAAACGACGACACUUUCUCGGCGCUGCCGCAUUUGGCAGUGUUAGACUUGAGAGGGAACGAGUUCAGAGAGGUUUGGUCGACCUCACAUUUCGCCUCGAAUCCUUUUUUGAGGGAAGUUCACGUGAAGGGAAACCGUUGGAGUUGCGAGGGAUUUAGCGUCAAUUUGUUACUGACGUACGACUAUUUGACAAAGGAACCGCCGAAGAUAGCGGAUACGGGGUCACUGAUUUGCUACUCACCUUCUAAUGUGACUCAGCUAAGUUGGCAACAAGCUUACAUAUUGACAUGGCAUCCGAGAGAAAUGUCAAAGCAGACGUAUACUUUUAUGGCAGUAUUGAUUGGUGUCAUAAUCGGUAUCGCUAUAACGUCUUGCGUAUGUAGAGGUUUGAUGUCUUUAAACAAGCCUAGUCCCCCAACAAGUCAUCCACGGUCCGCUACCGAGUCCACCACGGUGAGCGGCAAUGGUGUUACUCUGCAGCCGAGGGUCGAAAGCGUUGUCAUGAGAAUACCGCUACGCGAAGACAUGCCACCGACUUACGAGGAAGCCUUAUUAAUGCCUCGACUAAAUUCAUCAUUCCACUCUCUUCCUGACUUUAUUGAUGAUGACGAAGAGUCCUUCGAUCGUAAUUGUCGCAGGUCCCGUUCGAUUGGUGAUCUAACGGAGUCGAGGCCUAGGGCUAGUGAAAGACGAUCCAUACGGCGAACUGUUGAAAUACGUAUAAACUAAAAGUAAUGUUUAGACUUAAGUUUUAGAGCUUAAAUUUAUCGGAACUUCCCUUUACUUUAUUUUA
Papilio machaon (common yellow swallowtail) is the source of this 1565-nucleotide messenger RNA. Its product is annotated as leucine-rich repeat-containing protein 15-like. Gene Ontology annotation, molecular function: protein binding. The coding region runs from base 38 to 1501 and encodes 487 amino acids. The record is from RefSeq and is a predicted model, not a curated record. The transcript is spliced from 2 exons. Lineage: Eukaryota; Metazoa; Arthropoda; Insecta; Lepidoptera; Papilionidae.